GACCCCAGGCCGUCAAGUGAACGACCGUGUGCAGUAACGUUUACGCGACGGUGCAACACACUUCCCGACACGAGUCGAGGCCUGGGACUCUCUUCAAAUACCGUUAUACCAGCCCUCUCUCUUGGCCCCAAGCCAUUCCAAUCGUUGCCAGCCGAUCGCAAAAUUCGCAAACCAGCCAUGAAGAUGAAGCUUUACGAGAUCCAGUUCCUGCUCCUUGUGGCUUUGCUCGCCGCUCCCUUCACGACGGUGUGCCGGGCGUCCAGGACAGGGCGGCCGCCGACGUGCGACCCGCUGGCGCUGCGCCCGUGCGCCCCGGCGGUCAUCUACGGCGCGCGGCCGUCCGGCGAGUGCUGCGCUAAGCUCAGGGGGCAGAUGCCGUGCCUGUGCAGGUACAGCAAGAACCUCGACCUGGGUAGGUACAUCAACUCCCGGGAGGGCAGGAGGAUUGCGGCCGUCUGUCGUGUCCGGAGGCUCAGGUGCUAGGCUUGUCUUACCUGUCUGUAACCGAUUUCCGUGUGACGCCUCUUGCUGUUCCCUCCGAAUCUCCGUCGGGGCUCUGUCGAUUACUUUGUGUACUUGCUGCUGCCUGUUGGUGUGUGGGCGUGUCAGCGUGUGGCUGUCUCUUCAGGUGUUGUCUUUGCAGUUGCAGUGAGAUGGUCUGAUCUUGUUCUGUCAUGUUGCAGCUUAUUGUGGACCUUUCUGUUG
Messenger RNA from Setaria italica (foxtail millet), 705 nucleotides. Its product is annotated as non-specific lipid-transfer protein 2P. The record is from RefSeq and is a predicted model, not a curated record. Lineage: Eukaryota; Viridiplantae; Streptophyta; Magnoliopsida; Poales; Poaceae. Bases 178 to 483 code for a protein of 101 amino acids. The transcript has a single exon. Gene Ontology annotation, biological process: lipid transport.